Amaranthus tricolor (Joseph's coat) is the source of this 480-nucleotide messenger RNA. RefSeq lists its product as uncharacterized. The record is from RefSeq and is a predicted model, not a curated record. Lineage: Eukaryota; Viridiplantae; Streptophyta; Magnoliopsida; Caryophyllales; Amaranthaceae. Bases 1 to 480 code for a protein of 159 amino acids. The transcript has 2 exons.
AUGACUUUACAUGGUGAUAUUGACAGUGACAGAAAAUACUAUUUGGUCGAUUCCGGAUAUCCUAACACUCUUGGAUACCUCAGUCCAAUAAAACAUGAUGGUAUUAGAUAUCAUAUGCCUCAGUUUCGUUUUGGUCCACCUCCUACGGGGAUGUUUGAACAUUUUAAUUACAGACACUCAUCCUUGCGUACGACAAUUGAGAGAUGCUUUGGAAUGCUAAAAAAUCAAUGGAAGAUAUUAAAAAAUAUGCCUAGUAUGGAGAUCAAAUAUCAGUUGGCUAUUAUGGUGUCAACAUUUACGCUUCAUAAUUUUAUUCGCCUACAUCAAUUAGGUAUCCAAAUAUCAAGUGGGGUUAACAUUGAACCAAGAAGUGAUACCAACAUGUUUAACACAGAGCACAAGAAUGAAAUGGAUAGAAUCCAACUAAAUAUAGCCAACGAUAUUUGGGCAUCAAUUCAAAGAGAAGCAGAAACAUCGUAG